Messenger RNA from Lathyrus oleraceus (garden pea), 2459 nucleotides. RefSeq names its product protein tesmin/TSO1-like CXC 5. The coding region runs from base 441 to 2195 and encodes 584 amino acids. Gene Ontology annotation, cellular component: nucleus. Gene Ontology annotation, biological process: regulation of DNA-templated transcription. The transcript is spliced from 8 exons. The record is from RefSeq and is a predicted model, not a curated record. Lineage: Eukaryota; Viridiplantae; Streptophyta; Magnoliopsida; Fabales; Fabaceae.
AUCUACAAAGACUAAAUCCAACCGUCCAAUAUUGACAGCAAAAACUUGAAAUUUCAAAACCAAGAGGGGGAGGAGUGUGUGUUCUUUCUUCUUCUUCUUGCAGCCCUUUCUUUUUUUUCUCUCUGCAAUUCACUUUCUCUCUCUAAAAACCUUCCCAAAUUUCCUUCACUAUCACUCUCUCUCUAAAACCUCUCUCUCAUUCUCUCAUUGUAUCACCAAUUUUGGAUCCAAUAUAUAACUUUUUUGAAUUUUCAAAAAAAAAAUUAAUUUUUUAUUCGAAAUUUAAAUUCCGAGCUUCGAAAUCCGUGUCCAAAAUUGUCCAUACUCUGAAUCUAUUUGAUUUUUUGAAAAUUCUGAGAGAAAUAUCGUAAUCGGUGUUCGUUUUGGGUUUGAAUUUGAAUUUGAAAUUCUGCGUUUCGAUUGUGAUUCUGUCGUUUAUUAUGGAAGAAGGUGAAGGAGGAGAUUGUGGUCGGAAGAAUGCUCCGUUGGUUUCGGAAUUUGUUGUGGCUGCUUCACCGGCGGCGGCUGCAACGGCGUGGUUGGAUGCUCCGGCAAAGAAGCUAGCGAGACAGCUAGAUUUUAAUGCUACGAUGGAACAGUCGAAACCUCAGCUGCAGACAGCCACUGUGUCGGUGCAGAAACCGGCGGGUGGUUUGCCUUUGCCGCCGAUGGGACUUCAUCACUCUUCUGUGAGGGUUGGGAAACCAGAAUCUCCCAAACCAAGAUCAAGACCUAACUUUGAAAUGAAAGAAGGUACUCCAAAGAAGCAAAAGCAGUGCAAUUGUAAACACUCUAAAUGCUUAAAACUAUAUUGUGAAUGUUUUGCAUCGGGAAUAUACUGUGACGGUUGCAACUGUGCAAAUUGUUUCAACAAUGUUGAUAAUGAAGCUGCUAGACGAGAGGCUGUUGAAGCUACUUUAGAGCGCAAUCCAAAUGCAUUUAGGCCCAAAAUUGCGAGCAGCCCUCAGGGAGCACGCGACAGCAGGGAGGAGGCUGGAGAAGGUGUAAUAUUAGUAAAACAUAACAAGGGGUGCCAUUGUAAAAAAUCCGGCUGCCUUAAGAAGUACUGUGAAUGCUUCCAAGCCAACAUUCUUUGUUCUGAGAACUGUAAAUGCAUGGACUGCAAGAACUUUGAGGGAAGUGAAGAGAGACAGGCUUUGUGUCAUGGAGAUCAAAAUAACAACACUUUUAUUCAGCAAGCGGCAAAUGCUGCUAUAACUGGAGCUAUUGGUUCCUACGGCUAUUCAUCUCCUCCAGUAUCAAAGAAACGAAAAGGUCAGGAACUCUUCUUAUGGCCUACAGCCAAGGAUCCAUCAAUUGGCAAACCGGGACAACAGGUAAACCAUGUAAAAAAUUCAGCACCCUCGUCAUCAUUAUCACCCGCCUCAAGUGGUCGUGUUGCAAAUGCAACAUUAGGUCAGAGUCCAUCAAAAUUAAAGUACAGGUCUCUUUUAGCAGACAUUGUACAACCACACCACCUCAAAGAGCUUUGUUCAGUUUUGGUGCUACUAUCUGGACAAACUGCAAAAACACUUGCAGACCAGAAAAAUUUAGUGGAAAAGCGUACAGAAGAUGAGACACAAACAUGCCUUGCUUCUUCAACUCAAGAGCAAUUAUUACCAAGUAAAAAAGAAGUUGAUGCUUUGAAAACUAUGGAAGAUGAUUGUUCGAGUGCAAAUCAAACAGAUAAAAUCAGCCCAGGUAAUUCCUGUUCAGAUGGUGCUGACGUCUCAAAAGGGAGACCAAUGUCUCCUGGGACUUUAGCCUUGAUGUGCGACGAGCAAGAUACAAUGUUCAUGCCAACUGCCUCUCCCAUUGGGCCAAUGACGCAAGCUUGCAACACAUCUUCGCGGUUUCCUAGUGGACAAGGAGUGACAGAGGUCUAUGCCGAGCAAGAAAGAGUUGUAUUAACACAAUUUAGAGAUUUUCUCAAUAGAGUUAUCACUAUGGGAGAAAUAAAUGAGACAAAAUGUUCUUCAUUGGCUAGAAGUGAAUUAGAGGGUCAAAAGGAUCCAAUCAACAAUGGAAUUGGAAACACCAGUACUGAGAUAGUACAUUUACAAGAAGCCACUAGCAAUGGUGAUGCCAAACCUGUAGUUCCACCUAUGGCCACAACUUCAACCCCCGUUGUGGUCCCUGGUGAUACUAUAGCUGAAAAUGGUGAAACUAAGCUGAAUAUGGAAAAAGAGGUAUGAAAGGAAUCUAACUUAGAAGAAUUUGCAGAGGUACCCCUGAAAGAAGAAAUGAGAGAAAUAUCUUUAAGGGUUUAGAACUUCUCUGCAAUGUAAUUAAAAAAACAUCUCCAUUAGUCAUUUUCUGCAUUUCUCCUCUGUGAAGGUCUGUUAAGCAUUCAGACCUCACCAUUAAUCCAUGGAGGAUCAAUUUUUUCUUCCAUCAAUUUUCUUACUCUACUUUGGCCAUUCAUAAAUAUCUAAUUUUAUUGUUUUUCAGCUUCAUCA